Messenger RNA from Fraxinus pennsylvanica, 777 nucleotides. NCBI's taxonomy places the organism in Eukaryota, Viridiplantae, Streptophyta, Magnoliopsida, Lamiales, Oleaceae. The record is from the annotation of a GenBank genome assembly.
AUGACAGAUAGAGUGUACCCAUCAGCCAAGCCGACGGCCAACGGCGGUGGCGCCGCCCCCGCCCCUGCCUCCGUCGUAAACGGUGGCUCGAACCCAAACAAAGCUCAAUUACACAACGCCAACCGUCCCAUGUACCGCCCUCAACCACCUCCACGGCGUCGCCACCGCCGUAGCUGCUGCUGUUACAUCUGUUUUUGCACCACCCUCCUAAUUCUAUUCCUCCUCCUACUUGCCGCCAUCGCCGGCACCGUUUUUUGGGUCCUCUACCGCCCACACCGCCCCUCCUUCUCAGUUUCGACCCUCCACCUCUCGAAAUUCAACAUCACGGACACGGCCGUCACCUCCACCUUCAACCUCACUCUCACUGCACGUAAUCCUAACAAGAAAAUCGUCUUCCUCUACGACCCCAUCUCCGUGAAAAUAUUUUCUGGCGACAUCACCGUUGGCGAUGGAUCUUUACCGGGCUUUACUCAAGCUACCAAAAAUAUUACCACCGUUAAAACUGUACUUUCAAGCUCAUCCCCAUUUCCCGAUGGCACCGACAUUUCUCCAUUGAAAUCGAGCUUCAAGAACAAGAAUUUGCCACUCAAAAUCACGCUCGAUACCAAAGUGAAGGUCAAAAUCGGAAAAUUGAAAACGAAGAAGCUCAGAAUUAGGGUCGAUUGUGAUGGGAUUAAAAUUUCAGUGCCCACCGGAAAAUCUCCAACGACUGCAAAUACUAUGGAUGUGAAGUGCAAGGUUGAUCCAAGAUUCAAGAUCAUCAAAUGGACUGUUUAA